CAUAGAUAAUUUGAUAGUGAUAUAUUGAAGAAAGAAGUAUCAAAGUCCGUCGCUGCUUCUUGAUCUGUAAAAUUUUACUGUAAUAUUUUUAUAUUAAUCUGAUCAAGAAAUUUUAAUGUAUAAUUGUCUUUGGAAUUAUUAUGAUUUUGAAGAAGUUAUAUAAUUCACAAUUUUAUAAUUUAUUGUGUAUGCAAGUUGUUAAAAAAGACAGAUGUGUGACUUUUGAGGUUAGAAGAUUCUGGGGCCUAAAUGUUUCAUCUUUUAUUCUUUUAUAAAUUGAAUUACUGAUUAAUUGGUUCUCUUCCUCUUUUCUGAUUUUUUUUAGUACUUCUUUUUUACGCUGGAUUUUUAUUUUCCGUUAUGAUUGAGUCAUGUACUACACAACGAAUGCUGUUGGGUGUAAUAUUUCUUGGAGGGUUGACUAUUUUUGUCCUUGUAAUUGAAAGUAAUUGGACAAAUAACAAUACAAGGAACCUUCCAGCCAAUAGCAAGAGAAAUUCUUCAGAAUCUUGUUGGCUUGAUGAGGAUUAUGAUAUAGUUGAGGAAUGUCAUCCUUGCUCAGCUUUUGAAGUUACCAGUAAAAUCAACAAAAUUUGCUCUGAAACUCACUAUAAAGAGGCUGUUCAUUGUAAGAGGUCUGGAAAGAAGUACAGAAGUUGUGACAAGGUCAAGUGGCUAGAGGAGAAGAAAUUCUGGCAAUUUGAAUGGUCGGUGUUUCUAAUCGGCAGCUUGGCAUCAGGAGUUGUCUACAUUCGCCAAAAAAUACUCGAUCACCGCCUGCUCCGAAGAAUUCAAAGACAGAUAGCAAAUAGCGUUUGAAAAAAUGCAACUGGCAAGUCUAUAUCUUUCAGCGUUCAGCGCAAUCAAAGACGGCCAUUCACUAGAAGUGCCAGUCGAGUCAGCCGUUGCUCUGUUCCUGAUCAAAUACCUGCGGCAUCCGGUCGAUGUCGCCGUCAACCUGGUGCAGGAGACCAGCAAUGAGCACCAAUGCCAACCCUCUAUGUCGGUCAACACAAAAGGCUUCAGUUGCCGAGAGAUUGGCGCAGACUCGCUUCGCCGGCCCGCGGCCGACUGUCAUCUGCCCGUCUUGACGCGCUUUCGUGGCUCGGGUUCACACGUGCAGUGUGUGGCGGGCCUGUGCAGUGUGUUGCGCCGCUUGAUCAAGUGCAGUGGCGAAGAAUACAGCAGCCUUUUGGGAUUCAGGGGCGGAUGCCUGACAGCUUGUGCCGAAGUAUCGUUGUGGACAAAGUUCUGUGAAGUAGAUCUGGUGAACAGUGUCAAUCAGCUGUUGACACUACAAAAAUCCACGCAAUCUCAGACCGAUGACCUUAAUGACUCUGUACUGAACAAUGCUGGCAAACCAAGUGAGUCAGUUCUGCAAGCAUUAUCAAACGUGUGCAGAUUCGAGCAGCACAUGAAGGAAUAUGUACGCGUGCACAAUAUCGGCAAAAUUCGUCACGAAACAAAUCAGAGAAUAGUGGAGCACAAAUUUGCUGAGAACAAUGAUAUGACUCUGGCCGAUCUCAUUAUUCUGCCGUGUAUUCAUAUCAUCUUCGAAAUGGUUGGGUUUUCGGCUCUGGAGAAAUCUGUACCGGUGGUUUCGAGGUGGUACAAACUGGUGUGUUCACAAGAUGGCGUAUCUGAUGCUCUCUGUGUGCUCAAACCCCCAGUUUUGGGUGUUGUUUUUCCAAUCAUCGAAUUGCCUGCUGUGCCGUCUCACAGUCUUUACAAAAGUGAUCCUAAAAGGUACAGAGCCAGAUCGAAGCUGUUCACGAAUCAGGGCGAGGUGGAGUGUGUAUUGGAGGCGGUUGGGGAGCAGAUGGCCGUGCCCCCCCUUUCGGAGUACCCCACCGGCCACCAGCAGCCACUCGAUUGGCUCAGUCUUCCUGACGCCGUCAAGCCAACUGUGCCCUCGUCCCGGCUCUGUCGCAAGAUGCAGCAACUCGAAAACCUCUGCAAAGCUGUCUUGGAGGUAGCGAAAUCAGGAGAUACGAUAGUGGACUUUUGUUGUGGAAGUGGCCACCUCGGCAUUCUUGUCGCUCACCUGCUACCGGACUGCACCGUACUCCUAGUCGACAACAACGAAGAAUCGCUAGCCUAUGCGCAUAAACGAGUUGCCAAUCUUCAUCUCAAAAACGUUUCGAUUCUGCAGUGCAAUUUGGAUUAUUUCAGAGGUGAUUUUGAGGUGGGCAUGUCUCUGCAUGCUUGUGGAGUGGCUACCGACCUGGUAAUACAGACCUGUCAGAAGAAAAAAGCCGCAUUUGUGGUAUGCCCCUGCUGCUAUGGUGGAUUACAGACCAAUCACAAAAUCAACUACCCUCAGAGUCGAAUGUUCAGAGAGUCGUCAAUCAGCGAGAGACACUUCUUAGUGCUGGGUCACUGCGCCGACCAGACCCACAAGAAGUUGUACCACAAGUCGCAGCAAGGCGAAAGGUGCAUGAGACUAGUGGACUAUGACCGGUGCUUGCAGGCUCAAGACCAAGGAUACACUGUCAGUGUCGCUAAGCUGGUGCCUUCCGAUUGCACGCCCAAAAACAAUCUCCUAGUUGGAGUACCGCACAAUUGCUGAGUGAACGCUUUUUAGUUAGGCAAAAUGCCGUAUUUAUGAACGGUUCUUUUGAACCAAAUUCAGUUUAGUUGUCUAGUAGAUAGUGACCAAGUAACAGAAUUGACUGCUAGCAAACCAAACUUGGCCAAGUUCUUAAGAAUCGUUGAUAAAUAAGGUCCUCAUCUAAAAUUAAUGUUGUCUAUUUUAUUAAUUACAUUGUAUCGAGUUGUUAAUUCCCUACUCUAUUGAUCUGUAAAUAUAUGAAUGAAUGAAUAAAUGAGAAAGUGCUGAUCGGAAA
This is a messenger RNA of Nilaparvata lugens (brown planthopper), 2846 nucleotides long. RefSeq names its product glutathione S-transferase C-terminal domain-containing protein homolog. The record is from RefSeq and is a predicted model, not a curated record. The transcript has 10 exons. NCBI's taxonomy places the organism in Eukaryota, Metazoa, Arthropoda, Insecta, Hemiptera, Delphacidae. The coding region runs from base 824 to 2569 and encodes 581 amino acids.